Paraglomus occultum is the source of this 1670-nucleotide messenger RNA. NCBI's taxonomy places the organism in Eukaryota, Fungi, Glomeromycota, Glomeromycetes, Paraglomerales, Paraglomeraceae. The record is from the annotation of a GenBank genome assembly.
AUUUUGGUACUACGUUUUCCGGGUUUGCGCUCAAGCAUGUCGAAGAUGAAGAGAGCGAAAUCUUUAUCAAUUGGCCCAAGUCAUCGAGGGCCACAGUUACAUCUCCAAAAGUGCCGACAGUGCUCCUCUAUGACGAAGAUUUGAAUGUCCGCCAAUGGGGUUAUGCUGCGACACUGCUCGACGAGUCAUAUGAUGAUGAGGAUGAAGCAUUGUUUGCGGAACAAUUCAAACUGCAUCUAUCCGAUGACGCUGACAUCAACAAACCAUUGCUGCCCCGUGGCGUCGAUCAUAUCAAGGCGAUCAACGACUAUUUAAGAGAAUUAACAAAGGUCAUUCGCGAUAGAAUCACAACGAAAUGGCAGGGCUCUGUCAAUUUUCCCGAAAAUGUCCGAACCGUAAUGACGGUACCAGUGGAAUGGUCGGAUGACGCUAUUACGGCAAUGCGUGAUGCCGCUCUCGAGGUUGGCCUGGUUACGCGAGCGUGCUUAGCUAAUUUGGAAUUUAUAAAUGAACCCGAGGCGGCUGCCCUUUAUUGCUUCGGCAGCUGUCCUGAAUACAAACUUAAGCCGGGAGACGCUUUUAUGACUGUCGACUGCGGCGGAGGCACAGUUGACUUGACGACGCGAUAUUUGAUCGAAGAUGGUGCGCUCGGCGAAGAAACUGAAAGCACUUGCGAGACUUGUGGCAGUACAUUUGUCGAUAAGGAAUUCCUUAAAUUUAUCGGGCAACGUUUAGGCAUCAAUAAACGGCAAAUGAACAAAUUACGUAGGGAUAAUUGCGUCGCUUUUCAACAACUAACUGAUACAUUCAUUAUACCUAUUAAGACUGACUUUACCGGGGAAGAAUCUGAUUUUCCUCGUGCACGUCGCCUGCGUCUUGAUUGUCCCAAAUAUCAUGUUUUUGUGGAAAAUACCAGUUUCGAAAAGAGACACUUAAUGACAAAAGCGGGGUGGAUAAUCGACAUAAAGUUUCACGACGUGAAGAGAAUGUUUGAUACAGUAGUUGACAAGAUACUCCGGCUCAUUCAUGAUCAGAUUCAUAAUUCCGGACGUAUGUGUUCGGCGUUAUUUUUAGUAGGAGGAUUUAGCGAGUCGGUUUAUCUUCAAAAAAGGAUAAAAGAAAAAUUCGUAAAGGACGUCAGAAAGAUUGUCGUCCCGCGAAAUCCAAUCUGCGCGGUCAUGCGAGGUGCACUACAAUACGGACUCGAAAUUGAAGAAGAUCCGACAAAAACCAAUUAUAGAUGUAACAAAAUCAUAAAAACACGUAAACUGAGGUACACAUACGGUACCGAAAUCUUGAACCCGAUAUUAUUUGCUUGUGGAAUUCCAGGGUUUUCAAGACUAGCCAAACGUGGUGACGAGGUGACCGUAGGAUCAACCUUUAAAGAAAUAUAUUAUCCCGUUUCACGGCGACAAAAGCAAAUGAGUAUGAAUUUGUAUUACACGCGAAGAUACAAUGUCCUAAGUCCUUUUGAAGAGGAUGUUUCCAUGUUGCAUGAAUGGAAGAUUAAUGUACCAAAAGUUGGAGAUGACGAAGACGUUCCUGGCAUCGAGAUGUCGUUAAAUUUCGGUCAACGCGAAGUGACCAUCAAAGCGAAUCAUUAUCUGACUGGAGAGAAGUGUGUCACUAGCAAACUACCUCGGAGAGAUUGUGUUAAAACUGAGUUGUAA